AUGAAGUCGUUCGCCUCGCUCUUGUUCCUCGCUGCUACUGCUGCUGCCCAUGCUACCUGGCAGCAGAUCUGGGUCAACGGUGUUGAUGGUGGUACUUCUUGCCUCCGAAGGGCUGCUAACAACAACCCUAUUGACGUUGGUGCAAAGGAACUUGCCUGCAAUGCUCACACUCUCAGCCCUAAUGUCUGCACCAUCAAACCCGGCGACAAGGUCACUGUCGAGAUGCACGCUCAGCAUGGCGACCGAUCCUGUGCUCAGGAAGCCAUUGGCGGCAACCACUACGGCCCCGUCAUGGUCUACAUGGCCAAGGUUGACGAUGCCCGCACCGCCGAUGCCAACGCUGCCGACUGGUUCAAGGUCUCCGAGAUGGGUAUGGCCUCCAACAACCCUGUCUACUGGGCUGUCCAAGUCUUGAACGACAACUGCGGUCACUGGACCUUCACUGUCCCUGACCUCGCCCCUGGCAACUACCUCAUCCGUUCCGAGGUUAUCGCCUUGCACGUUGCUGGCUCCAUCGGUGGUGCCCAGUUCUACCCCGGAUGCUUCCAGGUCAACGUUGUUGGCAACGGAUCUGGCAGGCCCACUGAGACUGUCAAGUUCCCUGGUGCUUACAAGGCUACCGACCCUGGUGUCUUGUUCGACAUGUACCGCCCUCAGAGCACCUACAUCAUCCCCGGUCCCCGCCCCUACGGCACCUCCCCCGCCACCGUGGCCAACACUCCCUACCCCACCACCGCCACCUGGAACACCGCUCUCCAGCCCACGACCGUCCCCACCGUCACUCCCCCUGUCGGUGGCGGCACCAACCCCCCACCCGUCACCACCGUUGCUCCCCCCGUCGUGACCUCCCAGCCCCCUGUUCCUCCCACCACCCAGCAGCCCCCCGUCGUGACCCCCACCGCUCCCCCCAGCGGACCCCUCCAGACUCAGUACGGCCAGUGCGGUGGCCAGGGCUGGAACGGCCCUACCCAGUGCCAGCCUCCUUACACUUGUACUGCUUCCAACCAGUGGUACCACCAGUGCCUCUAA
Molecule: messenger RNA, 1029 nt
Organism: Coprinopsis cinerea okayama7#130
Lineage: Eukaryota; Fungi; Basidiomycota; Agaricomycetes; Agaricales; Psathyrellaceae
Product: endoglucanase II
Exons: 4
Coding region: 1-1029 (342 amino acids)
Biological process (GO): carbohydrate metabolic process
Cellular component (GO): extracellular region
Molecular function (GO): cellulose binding
Source: RefSeq, a predicted model, not a curated record